AUGUCCUUAGCUGAAGAGUCACGCCUAAGGCACUUUAUCAUCAACCUUAGGGAAGACCUCUUCCUCCAAUGGGACGGCCAACGUGACAAGCCAACCCACACCACCGAAGUCAUCGACGAGCUCAUCCGUCUCGAGGGUGUCCUCGCUACACGCAAGGCCAUCAAUGCUAAACGUUUCAAACCCCGCUCCUACCCCUCGCAGUCGUCCAGAACCAAUCCAAGACUGAACGCAGUCGCCUCUCCUGCAGCAGCAGGAACCUUACCACCUAAGCGCGACUCCCCACAUUGGUCUGAAUGGUGUAAGAACAACAAGGCAUGCUUCCGUUGUGGCAGUAAGGCCCAUCGCAAGAUGGAAUGCCCGCAACAGACGCAAUCCCGCAAUCACCGACGACCAACGAACAAGGGGAACAGCACGGCUGGUCCUUCUUCCUCGUCUUCGAAGUUGAACCUCAUUAAGGGCUCAGUCCUUAAUAAGUAUAAGGAUGUCUUCCGAGAAGAACUCAAGCCGGGCUUACCACCAGAAAGGCAGAUCGCCCACGCAAUCGACACAGGAGAUACUAAGCCAAUUAACGUGAACGCAUACCCCCUUUCGGUGACACACAUGGACGAGUUGAAACGCCAACUUCACAUCCUUUUGGAAGCUGGGCUCAUCCGUCCCUCCGCAAGCCCUUGGGGCUUCCCUGUUCUCUUCGUUAAGAAGGCUAACGGGACCUGGAGAAUGUGCGUCGACUUCCGUAUGUUGAACAAGGACACCGUUAAGAACACCUAUCCCCUCCCAAGGAUAGACGCCUUAUUCGAUUAUAUUGGCCAGGCUAAGUAUCUCUCCAAAUUCGAUCUCCUCUCCGGUUUCUGGCAGGUACGCAUGGCUGAGGACUCGAUCUCCAAGACGGCGUUCAACACCCAAUGGGGAAAAUUCGAGUUCCUCGCCAUGCCCUUCGGCCUAACUAACGCCCCAGCAACUUUCCAAGCUAUGAUGAAUCAGGUAUUGGAAGGUUAUAAUGGUACCUUCUGCGUUGUCUACCUUGACGAUGUCCUCAUCUUCUCCAACACCCUCGACGAGCACAUAGACCACAUCGACAAAGUCCUUUCUCGACUCAAGGACAACGAGCUCGCUGUCAAACCAUCCAAAUGUGCGAUCGCGGCCGAAGAGCUCGACUUCUGUGGCUAUGUCGUCGGGAAAGGAGAACUGCGCCCCAUGCCAAUGAAACUCGACGCAAUCCGAGAGUGGCCACGACCAGUCAACGUCUAUCAAAUUCGCCAACUCCUCGGACUCGCUGAGUACUACCGACGCUGCAUCAAGGACCUCUCAAAGAUCGUGGCACCCUUGUCAGAAAUGAUUAAGACAACCGAUGAAGCACUAAGGAAGAAGCGAUAUAGACCAAUACAGUGGAACGCGUCGUGUGAGCAAGCUUUCCUUGAAUUGAAAGAGACACUGACCACGGACCCCGUUGUGCGACAGCCCCGCAGACAUGAGCCUUACGUCAUCGAGACCGACGCGUCGGAGUGGGCCUUAGGAUGCGUCUUACUCCAAAAGGAUCCUAAGGACGGCCUCUUACACCCGGUUGCAUAUGACGGAAGACUACCCAAGACGCCAAACGGCAACUGUUGGAUAAUCACUGCAAUCGAUUAUGCUACCGGUUGGCCUCUUGCCAAAGCCCUCCCCGAUGCGACAGCUGAGACGACAGCGAACUUCAUCUAUAAUGAGAUCUACCUACCUUACGGCGCCCCAAAAGAGAUCCUUACCGACAACGGUACGAACUUACUCUCGAAGGCCGUUAAACACCUCGUCGACCAACUUCACACCGUCCACCAUGUCACCACCCCAGCACACCCACGAACGAAUGGAAAAGUCGAGAACCUUAACGGCACUCUUGGAUCCAUCCUUACAAAACUCCUUCUCGGUAAGCCCACCAGACUGUGGGACGAGUACCUAGGGCAGGCGCUAUUCGCCGCUAGAGUACGAACCCACGCAGUGGCAAAAAGAAGCCCAUUUUACCUCCUAUACGGCAUACAGCCUCACCUUCUAGGAGAUGACGACAACCCCGAUUCCAACAGCGACAUCAUGGGAUCAGCCUUUGACCGACUAAGCCAAGUCCGUCACGCUAGAUCUCAUGCGAACGAACUACUCUUGAAUCAUGCGCUCCGCUCCAGACGCAUUCUUGAUACAAAGACGAAGUUAACCAGCUUCCAACCCGGCGAUUGGGUCUUAGUCCGACAUGAGACUAAGGAGAAAUUUGAGCCACAGUGGUUUGGUCCUUUCAAGGUCCUUACUGCUCAUCCCUUGGGCACAUACGCGUUACAAGAGCCCCAAGGACGAGUGAUGAAAAAUCUGGUUAAUGGAGCACGGUUGGUGAAAGCCAACGUCGACAAUCCUGAACAAUUGUGGUCCUCUUCGCAGUUCUCGCGUGCUUUGCGACGCCGCGGCAUGACGCUUAGAGACCCUCAGGACUUGCAUAUCAUCCUCGAGAGCGUUGAGGCAGAUGUCCUCUCAUACGCUACCAUGUCAACUACCUCCCACAAAGAAUGGGAGCAGAAAUGGGGUAAGUUGACACCCCCUCGUGGCGAAUUUCCUCCCGCGAGAGGCUCAACCUUACAACCCAACCCAAUACUCGUACCACCUACUCAACCGGUACAUUUCCCCAAUCCUAGCAAUCCCACUCAUAACGACGACGAUGAUGCUACCAUCAUCGCUUCCGACACAGAAGAUUAA
Messenger RNA from Ascosphaera apis ARSEF 7405, 2709 nucleotides. Lineage: Eukaryota; Fungi; Ascomycota; Eurotiomycetes; Onygenales; Ascosphaeraceae. The record is from the annotation of a GenBank genome assembly.